AUGGUGCCCCCACAGGAAGCAGAAGCCCCCAGGGGACCUCCCAGGGGUGGUAGCGCCUCCAAGGAAAUUGUUACGGGUGGUGGCACACCACGUGGCCCUCCCAAGAGCGGCAUCGACCCCAGGAUCCCUCCCAGUGGCAGAGGCGCCCCCAGGGGGCCUCCCGGGGGCGGCGGGAGCUCUACCAGGGGUGUUAGCACACCCAAGGGUACUCCCAGGGUUGGUGAUGCUCACAUAGUUCCUCCCACGGGCAUUUUAAUCCCCAGGGGCCCUCUAAGAGGUGGCGUUGCCCCUCCCAAGGGCAUUGGCCACUUUAAGAGCAAUACCAGGGACGCUAGCGCCCCCAGGUGCCAUUCUAGGGGCGGCGACGCCCUCAGGGACCCUCCCAGGCCUGGCGAAAAUCCUAUGGGCCCUCCAGGGGUCCCUCCCAAUGACGACGGCGCCCCCAGGAGGCCUCCCAAGGGCAGUGGGGACCCUCCCAGGCGCGAUGGGGGACCUCUCAUGGGCGGUGGUGCACUUAAGGGUCCUCCCAAGGUUGGAGGCGCUCACAGGGGCCCUCCCAGGGACAGCGAUUCCUUCCCGGGCCCUCUCAGCGGUGCGGGAGAACUGCUUGUUGCAGUGGCGCCAAGAGGGGACCUCCCAGGGGUGGCGACGCUGCCCAUGAGGACUCAUAGGGGCGGCAGUGAUCCUCACCAGGGGCGGCAGAGCCUCCACCUCCCUCCCAGGGGCACUGAACACCCCAGAGGCCUUCGCAUUAGUGGUAAGUCCCUCACAAGGGCGAUGGUGCCCCCACAGGAAGCAGAAGCCCCCAGGGGACCUCCCAGGGGUGGUAGCGCCUCCAAGGAAAUUGUUACGGGUGGUGGCACACCACGUGGCCCUCCCAAGAGCGGCAUCGACCCCAGGAUCCCUCCCAGUGGCAGAGGCGCCCCCAGGGGGCCUCCCGGGGGCGGCGGGAGCUCUACCAGGGGUGUUAGCACACCCAAGGGUACUCCCAGGGUUGGUGAUGCUCACAUAGUUCCUCCCACGGGCAUUUUAAUCCCCAGGGGCCCUCUAAGAGGUGGCGUUGCCCCUCCCAAGGGCAUUGGCCACUUUAAGAGCAAUACCAGGGACGCUAGCGCCCCCAGGUGCCAUUCUAGGGGCGGCGACGCCCUCAGGGACCCUCCCAGGCCUGGCGAAAAUCCUAUGGGCCCUCCAGGGGACCUGCUGGGUGCGGCGGCGCCUCCAAGGGAAUUCCCAGGGGCGGUUGCACUCCAGUGGUCCUCCCAAAGGCGACGUCGCCCCCAGGGUCCCUCCCAAUGA
Molecule: messenger RNA, 1296 nt
Organism: Homarus americanus (American lobster)
Lineage: Eukaryota; Metazoa; Arthropoda; Malacostraca; Decapoda; Nephropidae
Product: basic salivary proline-rich protein 2-like
Exons: 4
Coding region: 1-1296 (431 amino acids)
Source: RefSeq, a predicted model, not a curated record